AUGGGCUUCUAUUGGAGCCAGGCUUCUAUUAGAACAUUUACGUUAAUUUUUUACGUUUAUAUUUCCGUUUUUUUAUCUUACAUUAUUCGUGAUUUGAAAGAUCCACAAAAAUUUCAUUUAAUUUAUUCAAAUGGUGAUGAACGUUUAUAUUCUUCAAAUGAUCGCGAUUCUUUGUUAGCAGCAUUAAUAGAUGGAGCUAGAAGUUGUGGAAAUUAUCAAAUACAUGUAAUCUCCCCUCAAAAAUAUAAAACAAUGAGAUUAGUUCCUUUUGGAUUUUGUUUGGAUGAAGAGGCAGAACAACACUUGCUAAAACUUAUUUUACAGAUUCCUCCUGGACUUAAACGCAUCGAUAUGAUUCGUCGAUUUAAUGCAAAUGUCCCAUACAAUGGAUUGAGCUAUUCUGCCCCUUCAGAAGGUUUUUUCUCCGAUAGCAAGGGCAAAACUAUUAUUUCUUGUUUGGAAGCUGUUAUAUUAGAACAAUAUGAAGUUAGUAAAAUUGAUCAACACGAAAUUAGUAUACAAAUAGAAGCACAAUUAUCUUGUCUUCACAGACUUUUUGCAGCAAAAGCAGGAUUUCAGGCUUUUACAACUGUUGAAGGAAUACGUGAACGUCUUGGAACUCUUGUAGUUUCAGUUUUAAAACGAAAAGAAGAACAUGUAGAUUAUGCUUGUGUUGAAAUGCUUUGUACACUUUUACAACCUAGACAUGCAAAUUAUGAGCUUAGAAUUGAACAAUUAAAUAAGCAGGCACUUUUAUCCAAUAAAUUAUUUUUGGAACAUUUGCUUCAAUUGAUUGUCAAUAAUGUUACAAAAAAGACAGGCGCCCUUGUAAUUGCUUCAUUACUCGAUUUCCUUGCAUUCACAGUGUGUGCUCCUUAUAGCGAAACAACGCCUGGUGAUGUUUUUGAUACAAUUCUGGAAAUGGUUGCUCAACGUGGAAGAAUUUUCUAUGAACUUUUUCAUCACCCUUCUUUAACCAUUGUUAAAGGGGCUGGAAUGGUUAUGAGAGCUAUUAUUGAAGAAUCUUCAAGAGAGGUUUUUGUUUUUUUGCCAAUUUGUGGGUUUUAUAAGAGCGAGGGGUUUCCGUUGAGUUUAGGGUUUCCUUCCUUGUAAUUUCUGUAAGGAUGAUUCACCUAACAGCAUUUAAAACGCUUAUAAGAUCGCUCUGGCUAAAAAAGUCGGAAACCUCAAAAAAACGAAAACCUCAAGUAGACUCAAGUAACCGA
Molecule: messenger RNA, 1226 nt
Organism: Meloidogyne enterolobii
Lineage: Eukaryota; Metazoa; Nematoda; Chromadorea; Rhabditida; Meloidogynidae
Source: the annotation of a GenBank genome assembly